Messenger RNA from Lethenteron reissneri (Far Eastern brook lamprey), 2956 nucleotides. It is a transcript of the gene CCDC112, whose product is annotated as coiled-coil domain containing 112. NCBI's taxonomy places the organism in Eukaryota, Metazoa, Chordata, Hyperoartia, Petromyzontiformes, Petromyzontidae. The record is from RefSeq and is a predicted model, not a curated record.
GUUGAUGGCCCCGUCGCCAUGGAGACGCCGAGGCCUAGCGACACCGUUGAGGCGUUGCUCUCCUACAGCGGCCGAAGCAAGUUGUAUUGUUGUUGUUGUUCUGAUUAGCCACCGCCUGCUGCUGCUGCUGCUCACUGGGCAGGCGAUGCACGCAGCUGCACGGACGGAGCGGCCAGGCAACCCGGGCGCCUGGAUCCGAGAUGGACAGUCGCUGCGGGCACAGAUUAAUGCCUUGGAGAAAGAAAAGCGCAUACAAUUUUACAGUAAGAAGAGUGAGUUGAAGCAUGACCUCGGAGUAUUGGAGGAGUAUGAGCUCAAAUUACUAAAUGAUAGGAAAUCUGAAGAACUGAAGUUGCAGCAGCAAUUAAACAAAUUAAAAACUUGUGUGCGCUUGUUUCAAAAAGAACUAAAGGAUGUUGCGCAGAACUCAGAAUUUGUCAACAAGCUCAAGGGGACCAUGGAGGAGGUUGAAAGAACCAUCAGCUUCUUUAAAGAACAACAAAGAGAACUCUAUGAGCAUCUAAUGAAAGAUGAGAAGAUGACAAGUCAGGAGAUUGGUGCUUUGGAGAAGAAAAUUGAAUCCUGGUCCCAGGGGUCAUCUAAUCCCAGGAUAACAAAAUCUGCUGUUGCUGCUAAGGUGCCUUUAUCCAAAACCAUUGAGGAUGACCUGCCAGCAGAGGUGGUGGCCUUUGAGAAGUUCCUGCAGCAGAGUGGAGGUCGACAGGGUGGGUGGGACGACUAUGACCAUCAAAACUUUUUGAAGGUGCGGACAAGGCACAAGGGGAACUUGCUGUUUAUAGAGGAGGCCUUACAUUAUCUCCCUGGACGGACACGUGAAGAUGUGGAACAGCAUGAGACCUGGUACAAGGAGUUCCUCGACCUGGAAGAUGAAAAAAAGGAAGCAAUUUCUCGUUGGAAGUUAUGCAGGGAGCGCGAGCGAGCAGAGAAACUUGCCAAGCAAGAGAAAAGUUCAGAGGGGCAAGAUGCAGAGAAAAAGGACCAGGAGGAGGCUUUGUUACAGAAGCUGAAGCAGGAACAAUUCCAGAAACGUGAAAAGAUUAAUGCCUGGAAAGCCCAGCAAGAAAAGGCUCGGGCAGAUGAGGAGAAGCGGCGGCAGCAUGAGGAGGAAGAGCGUGCGCGACACAGGGAACGUGAGACGCAGCGCCAGGCUGAGCUUCGAGUCAUUGCCGGGGAGCAUGUGCGGCGGAAACGGCAGCUGAAGGAGCAGCGACGGCGAGACGAAGAGCUCCGGGCGCAGGCCGAGCGGGAGGACAAGGCUCGUCUGGCCGCACAAGAGAUCCAGCGUUUCCAGGAACGAGAUCAGGAGAAGGUUGAAAGCAAACUUCUGGAGAAGAAAGCCAAAGAGCAAGAAGACAUUGAACGAGACAGGCGUCUUGCUAAACUGAAACAACAGGUGGAUGUGCACGUAGAAAGGGACCCCAGCAGACUCUUGAAGCUCACUAAGGGUUGGCUGGAAAGAACCAAACAUAUUGGGCCUUCUGGGGGAGGUCCACUUUUAACAAUCCCUCACAGAGCCGUUCCUGACUGGAGACAAGGACUCUAAUUUUCACCAUAGUGGAGGUUUGUUCAGGCAGUACAUUGUGUUAACAAUAAUCUAUUAUAUUAAACAAGGUUGACCACAGUAGGUUUACCACAGUAGUGUCUGCUAAACCUGUUGUUUGAAACAAAUAUUGUGAAAUAUUUUGAGGUGCUAACUUUAGCAAUUCGAGGCGAUGAAUAAUGCAAUCAGAUUUAAUCACUGGCUUCCAAACAUGAUCGAGUAUUUUUCUAUAUCAAGAAUCGAUUGUACAACUUGAAAGGAGGUUUUCAUUAUCCUCGUGUAAAAUGUUUCUACAGAGUUUAACAUUGUAAUAUUUGCGUCAAUUGUGUAACGGUAAAUAACAUACAGUCAUUGAUUAAAUCAGUUUUGCCUCCGUUUUUUUUUAAAUAAGAGUAAGUGCAGAGUCAUGGCAUGAUUGGGGUAUUAAAAUUUUGAGUAAACAUUCAGUAAACAGGUCGACAAACUGUGUACCACCAGCUAAUUAUGCUACACUGAUGAUUUCCAGUUAUUCCAUCUGGUACUGGAGCUAUCCUUUUUCAUAUUGAAAAUGGCAGUGGUUGUUCCCGCAUGUGUGAUAUCUGUAAAUCAUGUGAAAAACUAUCCUUCACCUGUGGAGUUUGAAUUUGCUGUAGGGACGAGCGUAAAAUAACACGAUGUUAUAUGAUUCUUUGUCGAAAUAAUGUUUCAUUAUUUUUAUGUAUUUCUUGGCUGUGAGCUCCCGCAGAUGUUAUUCUCCCUUAUUCCUCUCUCCGAUGCCAAAUUAACCAACCAUCCUGUCGUCCCUCUUACCUACCCUGGUAUUGAAGUGCCUCAUUUCCUAUGGUGCAGUGUGUUUUGAUGUCAUUUAGAUGUUGGUUAAUCUCUUCAUACAUGUAGGCUACUGAUACAUAUUGAUGGCUUGUUGUUGGAGCAUACAUUUGAAUGACUUAACGUGUAUUCAUUAGAGAGUCUUAACUUACAUUUGGCAAUUCUAUCACUUGAAAUACUUUUGAAUCCUAAAAUCCUGUACUUUAUUCCUGCAGUAAAUAGAUUCAGGAUUUUUUUCUGUGUUUCCUAUUAUCUUAUAAACUGAUCUCACAGUGAUUAUUGUUGCUCUCUGAUGUGUUUUAUGGUUGUACCUUGUGUUCUUUUGCAUUCUCUCCCACCUUUCCCUCCACAUAUUGCGAACUUCUUCAAUAAUUGAAUUGAGCAGCUCACAUUGACAUUGUCAUUACCUGUAGAGGGAGACAAAGUCACUGGGUUGUUAGACUUACUUGAACAUGCUGUCAUUUACUAACCAUAUUUAGAUCAGGAAUUGUUGGUUAAACAUUAAUUGUGCAUAUUAGGAGCCUGCAAUUAAAAGUGCGAUUUAUGCAUGUUUUAAAAGUUUAAUGUUUUAUAUAUUUUUUAAUAAAG